Messenger RNA from Ailuropoda melanoleuca (giant panda), 5418 nucleotides. RefSeq names its product dystrobrevin alpha (gene DTNA). The record is from RefSeq and is a predicted model, not a curated record. The coding region runs from base 476 to 2836 and encodes 786 amino acids. Gene Ontology annotation, cellular component: synapse; plasma membrane. NCBI's taxonomy places the organism in Eukaryota, Metazoa, Chordata, Mammalia, Carnivora, Ursidae. Gene Ontology annotation, biological process: synaptic signaling. The transcript has 22 exons. Gene Ontology annotation, molecular function: zinc ion binding.
AGGGCGUUUGAAAGCCUGCCAUUGGUGAGCUUACCAAAGGCAUCUGCCAGUGGGACUUCCAUGGAAUGUGAAACCAAAUCAUUUUCAAGUUAAAGAUAGACACAGUAUACACCAGGAUCUAGAAGCUGGAUUUUAAACUCCUAUCGCUCCCUAGAAUUUCAGAGUUCUGUUAUGAUCUCUGUAGUCAUUAACAAUUUGGCCAAAGUUGGUUUUUCAAGUGACUGUGCUAAGAAUUCGUGUAUGGUCUGGAUGUCCUGGAAUGAAAAGGAUUCAGGAGCUUCUGGUGUACUUACUCUAGGGUAAGUGAAGAGAUUGGCUUUAAAGCGCAUCGCUUCUCUGGGAAGAUAAAUAAGAUUUACCAGUUCCUGGAUGAAGUGCUGGGGAAGUCUUUAGAUGCCAUAGUCAACUGCCAUUUCAAAGAAGAGAAAAUAGAUGGUUUUGGAAAGUUCAUGCUGUUUCUUCAUUGAAUUUUAGAAUGAUUGAAGAUAGUGGGAAAAGAGGAAAUACCAUGGCAGAAAGAAGACAGCUGUUUGCAGAGAUGAGGGCUCAAGAUCUGGAUCGUAUCCGACUCUCCACCUACAGAACAGCAUGCAAGCUUAGGUUUGUUCAGAAGAAAUGCAACUUGCACCUGGUGGACAUUUGGAACGUCAUAGAAGCAUUGCGGGAAAAUGCUCUGAACAACCUGGACCCGAACAUAGAACUCAGUGUGGCCCGCUUGGAGGCUGUGCUAUCCACCAUUUUCUACCAGCUCAACAAACGAAUGCCAACCACUCACCAAAUCCAGGUGGAACAGUCCAUCAGCCUCCUGCUUAACUUCCUGCUGGCAGCCUUUGAUCCGGAAGGCCAUGGUAAAAUUUCAGUAUUUGCUGUCAAAAUGGCUUUAGCCACGUUGUGUGGAGGGAAGAUCAUGGACAAAUUAAGAUAUAUUUUCUCCAUGAUUUCUGACUCCAGUGGGGUGAUGGUUUAUGGACGAUAUGAUCAGUUCCUACGGGAAGUUCUCAAAUUACCUACAGCCGUUUUUGAAGGUCCUUCAUUUGGUUACACAGAACAGUCAGCGAGAUCCUGUUUCUCUCAACAGAAAAAAGUCACCUUAAAUGGUUUCUUGGACACACUCAUGUCCGACCCUCCCCCCCAGUGUCUGGUCUGGCUGCCCCUUCUGCAUCGACUGGCGAAUGUGGAAAAUGUCUUCCAUCCGGUUGAAUGUUCCUACUGCCACAGUGAGAGUAUGAUGGGAUUCCGCUACCGCUGCCAGCAGUGUCACAAUUACCAGCUCUGUCAGGACUGCUUCUGGAGGGGACAUGCCGGCGGUUCCCAUAGCAACCAGCACCAAAUGAAAGAGUACACAUCAUGGAAAUCCCCUGCUAAGAAGCUAACUAAUGCAUUAAGCAAGUCUCUGAGCUGUGCCUCCAGCCGUGAACCCUUGCACCCCAUGUUCCCUGACCAGCCUGAGAAGCCACUCAACUUGGCCCACAUUGUGCCACCCAGACCUGUAACCAGCAUGAAUGACACCCUCUUCUCCCACUCUGUCCCCUCCUCAGGAAGUCCUUUUAUUACCAGGAGCUCUCCCCCCAAGGACAGUGAAGUGGAGCAGAACAAACUGCUGGCUAGGGCUGCUCCGGCUUUUCUGAAGGGCAGAGGGAUACAGUACAGCCUGAAUGUGGCAGACAGGCUAGCUGACGAACAUGUUCUCAUCGGGUUGUAUGUCAACAGGCUCCAGAACAACCCAUCAUGUAUGCUUGAGAGUUCAAACCGGCUUGAUGAAGAACACAGGCUGAUCGCCAGGUACGCGGCAAGACUGGCAGCAGAGUCCACUUCGUCUCAACCGACUCAGCAGCGGAGUGCGCCUGACAUCUCCUUCACCAUUGAUGCAAACAAGCAGCAGAGGCAACUGAUCGCAGAGCUCGAAAACAAGAAUAGAGAAAUCUUACAGGAGAUCCAGCGGCUGCGGCUAGAGCAUGAACAAGCUUCUCAGCCCACUCCAGAGAAGGCCCAGCAGAACCCCACUCUGCUGGCGGAACUCCGGCUCCUCAGACAGCGCAAGGAUGAGCUGGAACAGAGAAUGUCUGCUCUCCAGGAGAGCCGGAGAGAGCUAAUGGUCCAGUUAGAAGGUCUCAUGAAGCUACUAAAGACGCAGGGGGCAGGUUCUCCUCGCUCUUCCCCCAGCCACACCAUCAGCAGGCCCAUCCCCAUGCCGGUGCGGUCCGCCUCUGUCUGCUCCAGCCCGUCGCACACACCUCAGGACUCCCUCACGGGGGUUGGGGGAGACGUCCAGGAGGCGUUUGCACAAAGUUCAAGAAGAAACUUAAGGAAUGACUUACUAGUAGCAGCGGAUUCCAUCACUAACACCAUGUCCUCUCUCGUGAAAGAGCUGAAUUCCGAGGUGGGGAGUGAAACAGAGAGUAACGUGGAUUCUGAAUUCACACGGACUCAGUUUGAGGAUCUGGUCCCAUCGCCAACCUCUGAAAAGGCUUUUCUAGCACAAAUCCACGCCCGAAAACCUGGGUACCUCCACGGCAGUGCCACCCCCAGCACCAUGCACAGUGACGUGGUCUCAGAAGAUGGGGACCCCUACGUGCGGCCAGAGGAUGAGAACUAUGAAAAUGACUCGGUCCGACAGCUAGAGAACGAGCUCAAGAUGGAAGAGUACCUGAAACAGAAGCUGCAGGAUGAAGCCUACCAGGCAAGCUAUAGUCAGACAGAUGAUGAAGGUAACACGAAAGCUGGUGAUGGAGAGCCCCGCACCCACCCCCACAGAGGAGAAGACACGGCCCGGCAGCAGCCUCCGCGCAGAGAGGAGCCCCCCCGCGCAGCAGCUCCUGGCACACCCCACCCCUAGAGACACGUUCUGCCAACUCUAGAGCAGCUAACUUUGCGUUCUAAGAUUUGUAGUUCAUAGGUGUGUGUUUUGAGAAGGAAAAAAAAAGGACUUCUGACUUCUGUUCAAAGCUAAUUUUUCGGCUACAUCUUCUGUAACAUGGCUCAUCCCUGAUUAGAAACAGAAAAACAAGGACCACCACACACACACAGAGAGAAAGGAAAACCCAAGGCUGAAAACCCACACUGCUGUUACUCACGAUGGCAGUAUUAACAAGCAUUGUAAGCCUUUGCACACGAUAUGAACCUGUUCAGUUUACAAUGACAAUAUUAAUACUGUUUAUAGCUAGGCAUCUGAUUUCUGAAUUCUCUGAGAUUUUAGGGAACCAGUUUAUUAUACACUGUACGUUUUUUUUUCCACAGCAAUUGGAAAAAAACAACCACUUGCAAUUAUUCACUAACCCCGAAGGAUUCGGUACCUGAGUGUACAGACUCAGAGCCCGGAAGCCAGGAGGGUCCUUGGCCUGUGCUGUCUGCAUUGGUCUCUAAGUCUCUGUGAGCAGUGACUUGAACCCAUCACACCAGGAUAAUCCAGUCUUUGGAGCUACUUUCCAACUUGGGGUUGUUUUCUUUCAAGAUACUCUAACAAAUCAGCCAUAGAAUUUAGUGUAAAUAUUUUUUCCAGAUAGAUAUCAUAUUCAAAAAGAAAAAAAGGCAACGUUCAAAUGAUAUAGAAUCUAGUUUUGAAAAUCAGCACAGAUCUUCUUAAAAACUGUGAACUAUGUUUUGAAAUACUCGUUGCUAAAGCUGUUUAUAAACCACAGGUGCCAUAAGAUCCCCAAACGGACUCAAGUGAUCUCUGCUCUUCCAGGGGCGUGUCCCUCUCGUUUUAGCCUUAGGGAGCAUGUCUAAUCACACCGCUCGCCCACAGCUUCCCCGUCAGGUUGUCUGGAGGCCUUCAGCUUUAAAUGUACAGGCUUCAAGUGUGCUUGCAAACGCUCACUCUCCUUUUAUUUCUGAAUGUUUAUUGCCUUAGCUGGCUACCUGGUGUUCUGCAUGCAGCCUUCUGUGGUCACGGGAGAGGAAAUGGGCUCUUCUAAGUGGAGUUGGGAUUUUGCACUCAGCGAAAAGCUGAUGUGCAAAAGCAUUGUCGAAGAAGGAAGAAUGAAAGGCUCUGUGGACGGUCCUUUAUGAAGGCCCUUGUCAGGGAGCAUGAAAGACCUCCCUUAGGGAUUCUGGGGAAAUGAAAACAUAAUCUACUUGCUGCAAGAUUUCAUGAAAUAAAAAUCUGGCAACAUAUUGAAUACAUUAUACUUAAAUUGGCAGCUUCUCUGGAAUUCCUGUCUCCUUUAAAAGAGAAGAGAGCAUCAUUUUAGGACAGUGGCUCUCAAAGCCUGUGCCCUGGACCAGCAGUAUCAGCAUCACUUUGGGAAUUUAUCUAGAAAGGCGAAUUCCUAAACCCCGCCCCAGGCCGCUGAAUCAGACAGUCUGGGGAUUGGGCCCAGCCGUCUGUGCUUUAAUAGGCCCUGCAGGUGAUUUCCGAUGCAUGCUGAAGGUUGAGAACCACUGCUUUAGAAUAAAGUUGCAUAUAAAAUCUCUAAAAAGGCCUUAUUCGGAAUAAGCAAGAAAGGCUCUGAGUCAACCUCAAAGCAUCAGCAAUUCGAUUUUGCUUCCGGGGCUGGCAAAAACCUUCUCCCACCCCCACGUAUAGUUGGUGAUUGGUGCGUGCCCAGGUGAGAACAGACAUCCUGACACCUUCCAGGUCUCUCUCCAGAGGGCUCUAAGGUGGUCCCGUCUCUGUGUCUGGUCAGAAACCAUGUCCUUAGCUGCCUUUUGGAACAAAAUAACUUGCCUUGGGGAUAGCAAAGCUCUCAGUUGGCAUUCUAAGAAGCCCAUUCUGUCCGUUGAUGUGCUUCUUCAUACUUCCCCAGAGAACCAGCCUGACAAAUGUCCCUGAGAAUAGGCUGACACCAAAGGCCACAACUGCACAGUUCUCAGAUUUCUUUGCACAGACGGAUUGUAUUAUGAGUUUUGUUGGUUUAUCUUAACGUUCAUCUCCUUUCCACUGCCCAUCGUCUGUGAAACCAUACCUCUCUAGAUGGAGCAGGUGGCCCCUCGUGCCUCAUACUUAGUACUUAAAACCACUCCAUCCCUGCUACCUACAUUGCUGUCAGCUCUAACUCAUAGCCAGGUAGUUCUGGAACUCGGAACUCGAAUCCUGCAAGUGGCAUUCAGCCUCUGACUGGACUGAGCUGACAUCUGUAGUCACUCUGUGUUUCUACAUCAAAACGCUUGUCUAAGGUUUGAACCGUUUUGCUGAUAACCUUCCCCCUUGUCAUAGCUUUCGUUGCCAACCCCAUGACACGGUUGUCGCUAGCAUCGUACAAGCCAUUGCAAGGACUCUGGAAACUGCCACCAAUGACCAGUUCCUGACUAACCAGCCGCCUUUUCUUUCCCUUAGCUCCACGUCAGCACUGAGACCAGACUCAAGCACCCCUGUCCUGUAACCGAGACAAAAUGGCGUGCGUUGUUUUGGGUGUUUGUGGUUUUGGGGGGGUUUCUUUCCCUGGCUCUCCAAAUUUACUUUUGGGACCUGUUCUAACU